AUCUACCAUAUGGUGGUUAUAUUUUCGUACGCAAUGUGCAUAUUAUAAAUCUUAUGUUAAUCUGUGAUAUAUUGAAUUUAAUAUUGAUAUAAUUAUGGAAUCCAAUUAUUUUCAAAAUAUUGUGAAUGCCGAAUACAAUCGGAAAUAUGAUAAAUAUAUCACAUAUGGAACAGCUGGCUUUAGAACAAAAUCAAAUGUUCUGGAACAUGUUUUAUAUAGAAUGGGUCUUUUAGCAGUUUUAAGAUCAAAAGCAACAAGAGCUGCCAUAGGUUUAAUGAUUACAGCAAGUCAUAACUUGGAGCCUGACAAUGGUAUUAAACUCAUUGAUCCUGCUGGAGAGAUGCUUGAAGCUUCUUGGGAAACUAUAGCAACAAAUUUAGCUAAUGUGCAAGAUAGUGAUUUGAUACAUGUAUUAACAGAUAUAUCUAUAAAAGAAAAUAUUGACUUAUCAACACCAGCCAAGGUGAUAACAGGAAGAGAUUCUCGUAAAAGUAGUCCUAUCUUAUUAAAUGCUGCAUUAGCAGGAAUCAGAGCUUUGAAUGGUAAUAUUACUGAUUUAGGAUUAGUUACAACUCCACAGCUGCACUAUAUUGUUGUAUGCAUAAACACUAAUGGUGCUUAUGGCGAUCCCACUCUACAAGGAUAUUAUUCAAAACUUGCAACAGUAUUCAAAAGUAUUAAAGGUGCUGAGAAAAACAAUAAAAAGUACACAAGUGUACUAAACCUAGAUGCUGCAAAUGGUGUUGGUGCUAUUGCAGUGAAGGAAUUUCAAAGAUAUUUGAUGGAUGCAUUGGAUAUUAAUCUAUUCAAUGAUGGAAGCGGAAGCUUGAAUCAUAUGUGCGGUGCAGAUUAUGUCAAGGUACAACAGACCAUGCCUUUAAAUAUCCCUUCUGAAACAAAUGUUAGAUGCGUUAGUAUCGAUGGGGAUGCAGAUAGAGUGGUGUAUUUUUAUGUAGAUGAAAAUAACAAAUUCCACCUUUUGGAUGGAGACCGAAUAGCGACGCUGGUAGCAGCCUAUUUUAAGGAACUAUUAACAAUGAGCGGUUUAUCUUUACAAUUGGGCUUAGUACAAACAGCAUAUGCUAACGGUGGUUCAACUGAUUACAUUUCGAACGUAUUACAAGUACCAGUCGCGUGCGUGCCAACUGGUGUGAAACAUUUACACAAGAAAGCGCUGGAAUUCGAUAUUGGAAUCUAUUUCGAAGCAAAUGGGCAUGGAACCGUAAUCUUCAAGGAUACUGCUAAGGAAGUUAUUAAGAAUCAUGCUAAGAAUGAAAAGCUUUCGGAAGCACAAAAAACGGCCUCCACAAAACUGAAAGACGUAAUUGAUUUGAUAAACGAGACGGUCGGUGAUGCAUUGAGCGAUAUGCUGUUAGUCGAGACUAUAUUACACGCCAAAGGCUGGGACAUUAUCGAGUGGGAAAGGAGUUACAAUGAUUUGCCGAAUAAACAACUUAAAGUCAGUGUCAGAGAUAGAAAUAUUAUAACAACAACAAACGCGGAAAGACAUUGCUUGACGCCUGUUGGUUUACAAGAAGAGAUUGAUAAAGCUGUAUCUAAAUAUUCAAGAGGUCGAUCUUUCGUUAGGCCUUCUGGAACUGAAGACAUCGUGCGAGUUUAUGCGGAAUGUGAAAAUCCAUCGGAUGUUAACAAAUUAGCUGUGGAAGUAGCCUCACUCAUAUAUAGAUUAGCAGAUGGUGUUGGACCUGAACCCUCAUGAUUAAAUUUGAAGUUAUAUAAUUAUAUCCAUUAUAUAAAAAACAAUAAUUUAGUAUUCUAGCUAGAUUUCAAGUUCUGUUUGUAUAUUGCAUUUAAAUCUUGGCACAUAAAAUACCAUAAAACAGUAUUUUAAAAAAUUUUAAUAUAAAUGUAUUAAAGAACUGAUCAUUUAAUCAUCGAGAAACUUUUUACAUAAUUUGUGAAAAGUAUUUUAUUAGAUGAAUUGUAUUGCAAUAUACAAGUUUUUACUGGUAGUUUUUACUGCUGGUCUAUUCU
This is a messenger RNA of Camponotus floridanus (Florida carpenter ant), 1995 nucleotides long. RefSeq names its product phosphoacetylglucosamine mutase (gene nst). The transcript has 4 exons. Gene Ontology annotation, molecular function: phosphoacetylglucosamine mutase activity. The record is from RefSeq and is a predicted model, not a curated record. Bases 95 to 1720 code for a protein of 541 amino acids. Gene Ontology annotation, biological process: UDP-N-acetylglucosamine biosynthetic process; carbohydrate metabolic process. Lineage: Eukaryota; Metazoa; Arthropoda; Insecta; Hymenoptera; Formicidae.